UUCAAAAGCCGGCAAAAUGGCGAUGACCAGUCCGACCCAGCUUCUUCCACUUGAGUUGGUGGACAAAUGCAUCGGGUCCAGAAUACAUAUUAUCAUGAAGAAUGACAAAGAAGUGGUUGGCACUCUCUUAGGAUUUGAUGAUUUUGUUAAUAUGGUAUUGGAAGAUGUUAUUGAAUUUGAAAGCACUCCAGAGGGUAGAAGAGUUACUAAACUUGAUCAGAUCCUACUAAAUGGAAACAACAUCACAAUGCUUGUGCCUGGAGGAGAAGGUCCUGAAGUAUGAAAUCUGUUAUAAAAGCGGAAGAAAGGAUCAUAAUGUUAAAAACAAAUGAACAAACAUUGACAAAAGCAAGUUACCUGACCAUCUGAAAGAAGAACAGUUAUUGAUGGCAUAACAGAAAAUGUUCUGUUACAAUUUUUCUCAGAUGUUCAUAUUUGACAGAUGCUGAUAUGGUCACAUUUGUUGAAGAGAGUUUUUUCUUUGGUUUACAUACAUUUAGACUAAAAUCAUGUCAGUCUUAAAUAAGAUAAGAUUUUUUUUUUUUUUUUUUUGUAAAACAUUUUGCCGUCUCCUUCAUUUUUUGGUUGACAAUAUCAAAGUGUAUUAUGAGUGGAUUUGUAGUACAAUUUUAUAUCUUUUUAAUGAAAAAUAAAUACCAGUCUUCUUAGAAUCA
Molecule: messenger RNA, 674 nt
Organism: Lingula anatina
Lineage: Eukaryota; Metazoa; Brachiopoda; Lingulata; Lingulida; Lingulidae
Product: U6 snRNA-associated Sm-like protein LSm5
Biological process (GO): mRNA splicing, via spliceosome
Cellular component (GO): Lsm1-7-Pat1 complex; U4/U6 x U5 tri-snRNP complex; U6 snRNP
Molecular function (GO): RNA binding
Source: RefSeq, a predicted model, not a curated record